AUGGUACUAAACAAGGCGCUGAGUCCGCCUCAUGCCGAUUCUAUCACCCAGCUUGCAUUUUGUGUCGAUGAUACUCAGCUCCUAUCCUCGUCCAGCGACGAGACCAUCCGGAACGUGCCCUGGGACCCUCGAUUCUCCCCCGACAGUACUAUGCUGGCCGCUGGACACAGGUCCAAGAUCGAAUUAUUCCGUGUCGCCUCUGGGCAACUACUUCACAAGAUCAGAGGUCGCUACCAUUACAAACGUUAA
Molecule: messenger RNA, 249 nt
Organism: Aspergillus fischeri NRRL 181
Lineage: Eukaryota; Fungi; Ascomycota; Eurotiomycetes; Eurotiales; Aspergillaceae
Product: WD40 repeat domain-containing protein
Exons: 2
Coding region: 1-249 (82 amino acids)
Molecular function (GO): protein binding
Source: RefSeq, a predicted model, not a curated record